AUGAAGUUCAAGAAAGAUGAAAAUGGUAAGCUAUUCUUCCAGCCUGACGAAUGGAAAACGGCUCAACAGAUCAAGAGCUUUUUCUCAAGGUACAGUGCAACCCUGCGUCGGCAACAAAUCGGUGUUGUAGGAGUGGAAGAGGAAACAGAGUAAGAGUUGACGGAAGAAGAUAUGGAGGCUUGGGAAACAGAGGCAACACUGCAAGAUUUGCGGGACGCUAUUUACAGCGAAAUGAGACAGGAACAUCCCAUCCAGGUUGGCGAAAUAAACAUUUGCGACCUUUCACUUGCUGGUAAAUUACAAAAUCUGAAAAUUGUACAGCUGAAAACUGUCUCCAGUGAGUUAGGACUCAACAUCCAAGGAUCACAAGCUAGAAAGAAAUCCUUUCUUGAGCCUCUAGAAGAAUUUGCGAAGAGCUGUAAAUGUAGAAAAUAAAUUGGAACAGUCCUGAAAGAAGACAGUCCAACUGGAAAUUUAAAUGUCAAAUCACAUUUAUACACAUUUUUUCAUUAUUUACUAAGCCAUAAGAGUCAUAACUGCUAACAUCAAAUAUUUUGAAUCCACUUGUACUUGUACAUGUCAAUUGUUGCAUGAUAAAAAUGUUUUUCCAGGAACUUUGGUGCAAACAGUGCCUGUACAUUCUUAAAUAUAUUUUCAAAGAAAUAAUAAGUUCUAAGAAAGCCUGAUGAGUAUACACAAUUAUUCAUAAUAAUACUGAGUAUACACAAUUAUUCAUAAUCAUAAAUAUUUAUACUAACAUUACGUAAUUCCCAAACUGCAAUAGACAAUCAAAUGGUUUUCCCCAGGUCAUAGAAAGCCAUGACUGCAUACGAUUGAAAUUUCGAAUGAUUUUGUUGUUUGAUCUUUGGAAUUCCCUAACAUGCUGUAAGGAAUAGUUUUACACAUUACUUUCUAAACUUUACGUAUGCCAGCAAAUUUCGUUUUAAAUUUGUAAAAAAAUAUCGUCAUUCUUCAAAACCUCUCGCCGGGGAAAACCCCGCAACAAGUGUGUAAUCGAAAGUCACAACGGAGAAACGUUUGUCGUUUCGUUAACAGGAGCAAUUUUACUUCCUUUAUUUUUGUGCCUGGUAUAUGAUUAUAUGCAAAUAAAAUUGGAGCUCCAAAUGUAGUUUUAAAGUCAACAGUUUUGCCACAAGCCGCGAUUUGUUUUCGUGCACAUUCACCUCAAGAAUUAAUAUUUACAUGUUAUGAGUGCUAUAAAUAAUUAUUGUGUGCAAAUUGCAAAUUCAAAAAUUAUAAUUAAGCGGAUUGUUACCAAGGGCAAGACUUAGUUUCGAAAACGUACCAAGACUAUUAUAGCUAAGACUAUAACUUUUGUGUAUGUUUUAGAACGCUAAAGUCAAUGCAAGAUCAUUGCAAGACAAACCUUUGGUCCUUAUCGUGAUUUUAUACACACACAAAUGUCAAGACUACAUACAUGAACACUACGUAUUAAGAAAAUAGUUGUAUUAAACCAUUUAUGUAAUUUUUAAUAUUCCUUUGCACAGCAGUUAGGUUUGUGAAAGCUUGUGAGAAUAGAACUAGUUAUAGUGAGAAUGAUUGUACGCGCCAUAUAAAAUGAGUACAAUUUCCGGUGACUUGCAAGCAUUGCAUUUAUUGUCAUCGCCCUUGACCUUUUUGAUAUCAAAGCAAGCAAAGAUGACCUUUAGAGUUUUGGGUCAGCGAAAAGAACAAAUAUGCUCCCUCUUCUGACUUAUUUCUUUAGUAAAAAUAUUUAUGGGAUAGACUAGUAAAAGCACGGGAAAUAUGGGUCGAAAUGGCUGACGUAAUUGAGACGAUUUAGGAUAAUUACGGUGGAAUUCAGGUGUCUGCUGCGUUCGAGGAAUUCAGUUUGCCAAUGAUAACUUUGUUUUAUUAUUAUAACAAACGUAUGUAUAAUCACAAAAUUGAGCAAAUGGUUCAAUAAACUGCCGCACUUUUGAUAAAACGCUAUUGAAAUCAGACUAAAUUUCGGGCCAUCACUCGAGUCGGCGGUAAGGCCAAUAUAUAAUGGAAAUUAAUAAAAAAAACUUAUGUUCCAAAGUGAAAGUUUUCUACGCUCCUGUCUUAUUCAGGCAACAAAUACUGCGGAUUCAGGUUGAGUGUUUAAUGAUGUCACGAGCACAUGAUUAUUGCAACACUCGAACGCACGCGUUGUCAAGUGGAAAACGUCUUGUUGCUAGGGCUAAUAGCUGUAUAAAUAAAUAAAUUUGUAAUCGCACAAAUGCAGCAUUAUUUGUAGCCGUAUAUCAUUCAAAAGCCCAUUAUUUGCAAUAUAAUUUAUAAAAUUAUACACACGCUUUUUGAAAAGGUAAACAGCCAGUUACUGAUAAUUUUUUAAUCAAAUAUUAAUUGUUAAUACCGAGUUUUAACGGGUUUUUUAUUAUAAAAAUGUGGCGCGUAAACGAGCACGGUCGAUUGUUUGCACAAGGAAAACCUCUAUCGCAAGAUCUCAGAUUAUUGAUUAUUAACAAAAUUAUACUUCACGGUGGUGAUACUCACACAGGUAUUUUUCCAGGGAAGUACACUGAUAUAGCGCACUCUCUGGGGGUAUCUUCGGCAGUUGUAUCAAAUAUUUGGAAACGUUUUUGCCAGGAUGGGACAACCAGCCCAAAAAAGAACAGAGGUGGAAAUCCUAGUCAUUUGUCUCAAGGCGAUCUUCAGUACGUCGAGUUUUUGAAAAAACAACGGCCUUCUAUUUCAUACAAUGAAAUUAUUGAGCAACUGAACGAGUUUGGGGACCUGCCAUAUGGCACAACGUCGACAACAGCCUUAUCCGAAGCAGUUCGACAUCGUCUUCCUAGUGGCAAGGAAUACAGCUACAAGAAAUUACAACCUAUUGCCCAAGAGAGAUUUACGCUACAGAACAUGGCUUAUACUCAACUAUUCGUAAACUACCUAAACAGUAAAGAUCCCUAUACGUUAAAAUUUUUCGAUGAAUGCGGACUAAAACUUCCACGACAUGGAACACGCAGUUACGGCCACGCUCCAGUUGGAGAACGCGCAAUUGAAUACCAGAGAUACGCAGAAUCUCCUAAUACUACAGUUAAUUUGAUGUGUUCUUUAACUGGGGUUGACUAUGUAAACACAGUUGACGGCGGUGCAGAUACAAUAGAUUUCCUUGCUUUUUUCGAGGAGGCGUAUAAUUCCAUAAACAUACGAAGUGGACGACCCUGUUUAGAUCCUGGGUCUGUGAUAGUAAUGGACAAUUGCGCAACACAUCAUAACCAAGGUGGUCUCGUUUUGCAAGAAUUCUUGAACGAUCUCGAUAUUGAACUCGUAUACAUGCCAGCCUAUUCACCUGACUUUAAUCCGGCCGAGUAUGUAUUCGGAAAGAUUCGCACUGUUAUGAAAUACAAAUUUGGCGAUAUCACCACCGUAGCUCAGUUAGUUCAGUGCAUGUAUGCAUCACUGGAUUUCAUUACUCCAGGUGACAUGCGGGGAUUUUUUGAAGUAACUGGUUAUAUAAACCUCUGA
Messenger RNA from Paramuricea clavata, 3477 nucleotides. NCBI's taxonomy places the organism in Eukaryota, Metazoa, Cnidaria, Anthozoa, Malacalcyonacea, Plexauridae. The record is from the annotation of a GenBank genome assembly.